CGUCACCGACUUCUUAAAAAAUAAUCACACUGCUCUUCCUAUCUCCGCCGCCGCAACGUUGAAUCUUCCCGGUCAGAAGAUUUCCUCAAAGAGAUGGGGAAACGAGGGCCUAAGAAGCUUACAAACACUCAAGGAGGACCUAAUCUCAAGUCUGUACUAAGACAUGAGCACUUGAAGAAUCUCGCUCUAUGGUCUUCCACCGGAGAUACUCCGAUACCGUCUCUUGCUUCAUUAUUCGGUCGACGUCUCGCUGCCGACACUGAAACCACGGGAAUCGCUACUGAUCCCGAUCACGUCUCUUGUCAGAGGUGUGAGACAAUUCUUAAGCCUGGAUUCAAUUGCAAUGUUAGAAUCGAGAAGGUUUCUGCUAAUAAGAAGAAACGCAACAGGUGCAAGAAUUCUAACAUCUGUUUGCCUCAGAACAAUGUAGUUUACCAUUGUAAUUUCUGUUCUCACCGGAACUUGAAGAGAGGUACUGCGAAAGGUCAGAUGAAAGAGAUUUACCCGUUCAAGCCGAAGACUGCUCGUUCUUUGCGUCCUAAGAUCAAGAAAGAGAUGACGGUGCCUCAAGAAAUCCAAAGUAGCAUGCUUUCUUCACCGGAGAGAAGUGUGAAAGAUCAGGUGGAGGAGAAUAGUGUUGGGGAUACACCAAAGCCAAUGAUGCUUACUUUGGAGAGGCAUAGGAGAAUACGGAAACCCAAAAGUAAGAAACCGAUCGAUCCCGGAAGCAGUGUUCCUGAGAAAACAGUUGGUGGAUCAAAUAAGAGGAAGAGAAAAUCAUGGACAAGUAUGAAGAUACCUUAAAGAUACCUUUUCUCUUGUAAUCUCAAGUAGUUUUGGGUGAAAAGCAGAGUACAUAUAUCUCUUUGUUGAAGUUUUAGUACAAUGAUGCUUCUUGAUAUUCUUGUUCCUUUUUAACUUUUGAGAUGUUUUGAUGAUCUCUGAGAAAUGAAAAGUCAUAGUUUCCAACU
This is a messenger RNA of Arabidopsis lyrata subsp. lyrata, 971 nucleotides long. RefSeq lists its product as uncharacterized. Bases 94 to 804 code for a protein of 236 amino acids. Gene Ontology annotation, biological process: RNA processing. The transcript is spliced from 2 exons. The record is from RefSeq and is a predicted model, not a curated record. NCBI's taxonomy places the organism in Eukaryota, Viridiplantae, Streptophyta, Magnoliopsida, Brassicales, Brassicaceae.